UUGUCCGACCGACCAGUGAGUGUGAUCCGCUGCUCCGUGAUCGAGGACAGUUGUCCGUAUCUUAUUUCCUUUGGCUCCUUCUUUUUAUUAUUUAACGAAUCAGUUUUUUUCUUUGCGUAUUGGGGUUUCUUACGCAUGACGGAUUGGUUCGGUUACGCACAAGGAAUGUUUCUGCACUUGCGGUAGUUCAGCAUUGGUCUCUGAUGGAACAAGACACAGGCUUUCUGUGCCCGUUUGUUUUUGGAUACAGCGUAAUUCACAGAUCCCUUGGAAUGCAGUAAUCAAUGUAGGACAUAUGUAACAAGUCCUCAAACCAUUCGGAGGGUCUUGCCACAAGCUAUCAAUACAAGGAAAAGCAGUUGUAAAUGGAUCGUCAUUCCAGCCUUGUUUCUCUUUGGUUUCAGCUGGAACUUUGUGCGAUGGCUGUUCUUCUCACGAAAGGAGAGAUCAGGUGCUACUGUGACGCACCGCACUGCGUUGCCACUGGAUACAUGUGUAAAUCUGAGCUCAACGCGUGCUUCACUAAGGUCCUGGACCCACUUAACACGAACUCACCUCUAACGCACGGCUGUGUAGAUUCGCUUUUAAACUCUGCAGAUGUGUGCUCCAGCAAAAACGUGGAUGUUUCCGGCGGAAGCUCUUCUCCCGUAGAGUGUUGCCAUGAUGAUAUGUGUAACUACAGGGGUCUGCAUGACCUCACACACCCUCGAGGUGACUCAACAGACCGAUACCACAGCUCCAAUCAGAACCUGAUCACGAGAGUACAUGAAUUGACGUCGGCUAAAGAGGUGUGGUUCCGGGCGGCGGUGAUAGCGGUUCCCAUCGCAGGUGGCCUUAUCCUGGUCCUGCUGAUUAUGCUGGCGUUGCGAAUGCUCCGGAGCGAAAACAAGCGUUUACAGGCCCAGCGCCAACAGAUGCUGUCUCGCCUGCAUUACAGUUUUCAUGGACACCACCAUGCCAAGAAAGGCCACGUGGCCAAGUUGGACUUGGAGUGCAUGGUGCCGGUAACGGGACAUGAGAACUGUUGUCUGGGCUGCGAUAAACUGCGGCAGACGGAGUUGUGCGCGGGAGGAGGAAGCGGAGGCGAACGCCUACUAUCUCUGGUGCACUGGGGCAUGUACUCGGGGCACGGAAAGCUGGAAUUCGUAUGACUACUCGGAAAUUCUUUGUUCGGGCACAAAAGGGUAACUAACUGUAGUUUGCUGUCGUAAUUUUAUUAUCGUCCCGCUUGGUGCGUUAUUUUAUUGUCUCCAUAGAGAGUGAAGAAAUUUCAAGGACGCAAAUGUUUGUGUUUUCUCAAAAGAGCACUUUACUUGAAUUAGAAUGGCCGGUCACUGUGGGGUCGUGGUUAAUAUGAAAAGGGGCGGGGCUAAGGACUGCAAGCCCCGCCCUUUACCCAAGAAGCCGUGUCCUGUGGAUCCUGGAAAUGACACUGAAGACUGAAGGAUUCGUAAAGACGGUCUUAUUUUGCACAUUUGUAUAAAACGGACAAGAUGACUAUCGGAUGGUUGGAACGUUUUUUGUUUUGUUUUUGUUGAAGAAUUUUACACUGACACCAGGGUACAGAUAAGGUUUGUUGUAGUCAAAUUGUAUGAAUAAAGGAUCCAAUCUUGACUGUAACAAAU
Molecule: messenger RNA, 1625 nt
Organism: Pimephales promelas (fathead minnow)
Lineage: Eukaryota; Metazoa; Chordata; Actinopteri; Cypriniformes; Leuciscidae
Gene: bambia
Product: BMP and activin membrane bound inhibitor a
Biological process (GO): transforming growth factor beta receptor signaling pathway; negative regulation of transforming growth factor beta receptor signaling pathway; positive regulation of canonical Wnt signaling pathway
Molecular function (GO): frizzled binding
Source: RefSeq, a predicted model, not a curated record